Erinaceus europaeus (western European hedgehog) is the source of this 6428-nucleotide messenger RNA. It is a transcript of the gene LNPEP, whose product is annotated as leucyl and cystinyl aminopeptidase. The coding region runs from base 1261 to 4338 and encodes 1025 amino acids. Gene Ontology annotation, molecular function: zinc ion binding; peptide binding; metalloaminopeptidase activity. The record is from RefSeq and is a predicted model, not a curated record. Gene Ontology annotation, cellular component: cytoplasm. Gene Ontology annotation, biological process: proteolysis; peptide catabolic process. The transcript has 20 exons. Lineage: Eukaryota; Metazoa; Chordata; Mammalia; Eulipotyphla; Erinaceidae.
GAUUUGACACUGGAAACAAUGGUGCCUCCGGGCUGGAGGCAAAGCAAUGGCGCGAGUGCUAGGCUGGGCGGCAGAGUGCACUAAAGGGGUUUCCGCUUCUGCAGCCUACCUGGAUCUGGCCUGGCGGCAGGCCUUGUGGCAACCCCCACCCCUGGCAGCCGCAGGUGAUGAUUUAAAGCCGGGCUCCUGGAGGCAGGCUGCCCACAUCCUGCGGCGCCCCUGGCUCCGGCUGCGGUGGAUCCAGAACCGGGUUUUGUCACCCGCCCAUAUGUGAAGGCCGCUCCCCAAGUCGCCUAGCGGUUGGACCCAGCUCCAGAUGUCCUCGCUGUGGCUAGGAUCCCGCCUUCCCUUCAAUCUCCUGAUCACCUAACCCCGGGCCGAGCUGCUCUGCCAAGAUGACCCACAGUGCUUACUUCCUGGGGUCUGGGCGAAUUCAGCUCUCCAGAACCAAUCUCCCCUGGGAAACCGAAGCUUCGAAGUCCAGGAGGCGACUUCACCCACACUGGCUUCUGGUCUGCCUUCAGUUCUCCACUUGAGUGGUACCUCCCAGCGGGCGCUCUCCUCACCUACCUAUCCGAAUUCCGAAUUAGCCACUCACUCUCCAUCCCAUCGCUCUGGGUUAAUGCUCAGCGGGGAAUUUGUUUGUUUUUCAAUACAUGGGCAGCAAUUGUCCUUCUUUCUCUUUCUUUCUUUUUCCCUUUAUUUCUUUCUCUUUCUUUCUUUCUUUCUUUCUUCCUUCCUUCCUUUCUCUUUCUUUCUCUUUCUUUCCUUCUUUCUUUCUUUUUAUUGAUUUAAGUAUGAACGACAAGUUCGUUUGGAUAAGAGGGGGUACAGUUCCACACAAUUGCCACCACCAGAGUUCUGUAUCCCUCCAUUGGAAGCUUUCUGUUCUUUAUCUCUCUGGGAGCAUGGACCAAGGAUCAUCAUGGGAUGCAGAAGGUGGAAGGUCUGACUUCUCCACUGGACAUGGGCGUUGGCAGAACCGAGUUCCCCGAACCUAGGAGACGACCAGCAGGGUCACAGCAGGCUGUCAUAUUUGAAUGACUGAACGACCAGUCGCGUCCUUGGAAAAACCUGAUUGCUGUGAAAACCCGGAGCGGCGGCGGCGGAGCCCUACAACAGCGGAGCGGCGCCGCCCCCUCGGCACCUCCGCGACAGCCCUCCGCACCGCGCUGGGCAUGCUCAGUCUGCAGGGCCGCUUCAGCUCUCGGAGUAGGAAGCCUGCGCGCCCCGGCAGUGCCGAGCCGCGGAGGGGGCAACAUGGAGCCCUUCACCAAUGAUCGGCUUCAGCUCCCCAGGAAUAUGAUUGAAAACAGCAUGUUUGAGGAAGAGCCAGAUGUGGUGGAUUUAGCCAAAGAGCCUUGUUUACAUCCUCUUGAGCCAGAUGAAGUGGAAUAUGAGCCCCGAGGUUCCCGACUAUUGGUGCGGGGCCUUGGUGAACAUGAAAUGGAUGAGGAUGAGGAGGACUAUGAGUCAUCUGCAAAGCUACUGGGCAUGUCCUUCAUGAACAGAAGCUCAGGUCUUCGGAACAGUGCAACUGGCUAUAGGCAGAAUCCAGAUGGAGCUUGUUCAGUACCAUCUGCAAGGACCAUGGUGGUCUGUGCUUUUGUUAUUGUGGUUGCUAUUUCUGUAAUCAUGGUGAUUUACCUACUGCCCAGAUGUACCUUUACCAAAGAAGGGUGCCAUAGAAAGAACCAAUCAAUGGGAUUAAUUCAGCCGAUUGCAACAAAUGGAAAAUUAUUUCCAUGGGCACAAUUCAGGCUUCCCACUGCCAUUAUGCCACUACGCUAUGAACUUAACCUACACCCUAACAUAACCUCCAUGACAUUCAAGGGUUCUGUGGUGAUUUCAAUUCAGCCUCUACAGGCCACAUGGAAUAUUAUUCUUCACAGCUCAGGUCAUAAUAUUUCAAGAGUUACCUUUAUGUCAGCAGUUUCAAGCCAAGAAAAACAAGUCGAGGUCCUGGAAUACCCACUUCGUGACCAAAUCGCUAUUGUUGCCCCUGAAGCCCUCCUUGAAGGACACAAUUACACCUUGAAGAUAGAGUAUUCAGCAAAUAUUUCUAGUUCUUACUAUGGGUUUUAUGGCUUCUCCUACAGAGAUGAAAAUGAUGAGAAAAAGUACUUUGCAGCAACUCAGUUUGAACCCAUGGCAGCAAGAUCUGCUUUUCCUUGUUUUGACGAACCAGCAUUUAAAGCCACCUUUGUCAUCAGGAUCAUAAGGGAAGAGCAAUAUACUGCUUUAUCAAAUAUGCCCAAGAAAUCAUCUGUCCCUACUGAAGAUGGACUUGUUCAAGAUGAGUUUUUUGAGAGUGUGAAGAUGAGCACUUACCUGGUUGCUUUCAUUGUGGGGGAGAUGAAGAACCUGAGUCAGGACGUAAAUGGAACUCUGGUUUCUAUAUAUGCUGUGCCAGAAAAAAUUGGUCAGGUUCAACAUGCUUUGGAUACAGCUGUGAAACUUCUUGAGUUUUUUGAAAACUACUUUGAAAUUGAAUAUCCGCUUAAGAAAUUAGAUUUGGUGGCUAUUCCUGACUUUGAAGCAGGAGCGAUGGAAAAUUGGGGUUUGCUGACUUUCCGAGAAGAGACUCUUCUGUGUGACAACUGUACGUCUUCAGUGGCUGACAGAAAAGUAAUUUCUAAAGUCAUCGCUCAUGAGCUCUCCCAUCAGUGGUUUGGUAAUCUGGUAACAAUGAAAUGGUGGAAUGAUUUAUGGCUAAAUGAAGGUUUUGCUACAUUUAUGGAGUAUUUUGCUUUGGAAAAAAUAUUCAAAGAUCUUUCCAGUUAUGAAGACUUCUUAGAUGCUCAAUUUAAAACCAUGAAGAAAGAUUCCCUGAAUUCAUCUCAUCCAAUAUCAUCAUCUGUUCAGUCUUCAGAACAAAUUGAAGAAAUGUUUGAUUCUCUUUCCUAUUUUAAGGGAGCUUCUCUUUUGUUGAUGCUGAAAACUUACUUUAGUGAAGAUAUAUUUCAACAUGCUAUUUUGCUUUACCUACACAAUCACAGCUAUGGAUCCAUUCAGAAUGAUGAUUUGUGGGAUAGUUUUAAUGAGAUCACAAACAAAACACUGGAUGUAAAGAAAAUGAUGAAAACCUGGACACUGCAGAAAGGAUUUCCUUUAGUGACUGUUCAAAGAAAUGGAAAGGAACUUCUUGUACAACAGGAAAGAUUCUUUUUAAAUAUAAAACCUGAUGUUCAGCCUCCAGAUACAAGCUAUUUGUGGCAUAUUCCGCUGUCCUACUUCAGUGGGGGAAGAAACUAUUCAAACUACCAAUCGGUGUCAUUACUGGACAAGAAGACAGGUGUCAUCAAUCUUACAGAAGAAGCCCAGUGGAUCAAACUGAAUGUGCAUAUGAGCGGCUAUUACAUUGUACACUAUGCAGGUGAUGGCUGGGACACGCUAAUCAAACAGCUGAAAAUAAACCCCACUGUUCUGAGUGACAAAGACCGAGCCAGCCUCAUCAACAACAUCUUUGAACUCGCAAGCCUAGGCAAAGUGCCUCUUCAAAAGGCAUUUGAUUUGAUCGAUUAUCUUAGAAAUGAGAAUUGUAGUGCACCCAUCAAUGAAGCCCUGUUCCAGACUGGACUCAUCUAUAAUCUCCUUGAAAAACUAGGACACAUGGAUCUGGCCUCAAGACUAGUGACCAGAAUAUUUAAAUUACUUCAAAAUCAAAUCCAACAGCAAACUUGGACUGAUGAGGGCACUCCAUCUGCUCGAGAGCUUCGGUCAGUCUUGCUAGAAUUUGCUUGCACCCACAACCUAGACAACUGCAGCACUGUUGCCAAGAAGUUGUUUGAUGACUGGAAGGCUUCCAAUGGAACUCAGAGCCUAUCCACUGAUGUCAUGACUACUGUGUUCAAAGUUGGAGCAAAAACCGAGAGUGGCUGGUCAUUCCUUUUAAGCAAAUACAUCUCUGAAGGAUCAGAAUCAGAAAAGAACAAAAUACUUGAAGCUCUUGCCAGCUCUGAGGAUGUAUGGAAACUUUACUGGUUAAUGAAAAAUAGCCUCAGUGGAGAUAUGAUUCGAACACAAAAGCUGUCAUCUAUCAUUAGAACAGUGGGCCAGCGUCUUCCUGGACAUUUACUGGCAUGGGAUUUUGUCAAAGAGAAUUGGAAUAAACUUGUACAGAAGUUCCAUUUGGGGUCUUAUACCAUACAAAGUAUUGUUGCUGGAUCAACACACCUGUUUUCAACAGAAGCACAUCUGUCUGAGGUUCGGUCAUUUUUUGAAAAUCAGUCAGAGGCAACCUUUCGACUACACUGUGUACAGGAGGCUUUGGAAGUGAUUCAGCUGAACAUCCAGUGGAUGGAGAAGAACCUUCAAACUAUGACAAAGUGGCUAUAGCAUGCAGGACUGCUCCUCAUUUUGUUGCCCAUUCAGAGAGCUUAACUUGGGCUUUGCUGCUCUUUGCAAAAAAAAAAAAAAAAAAAAGGCCAAAACGAAACCCAGGAUUGCUGUCAAGUUGUUUGCACUCUUAGGUGUUCUAGUUAGCUCAGGGCCAUCUGUCUUUUUCAUCUGUCUUUUUCUGAAUUAUCUUUGGGAAGUAUGUAGUUAUUUAUUACAAAAAGUAUAUUCACUUAUAUGCCAACCAUCUACAUCUUAAGAUACACAUAUGGAAGAAAAAAAAAAAUCUGUUUUGGGCAUUCUGUUCUCCUUUUCAGCAUCUGGAAAAUACUGACACAGUGAAACAAGGAAAAAAGUAUCAAUCACAGGAGCCACCAUCUUUGCAAGCUGCCAGUUUGUCAGCCAUCUGUCACUUCUUAUUGUGAGGUGUUGUGUGAAUGUGGUGCAAGGUUAUCUUCAAAAAGUGUGGCAGAGAAUUUGGCGAAGCAUGAAACCAGACAGAACUGAACUCAGGUGUGCAGAUCUACUUUGAUGAAUCCUGAAUUUUCUGGAAAAUCUUUAAAUAAGAUCUGUCACUAUUAGAUUUUUGUUUUCUGCACAAUAGCCAGGUGCUACAGAAUUUUAAAACUUUGGUUCUGUUGGGAAGCUAAGUAAUAAGGUCAAAAGAUUAAAUUUUCCAAGUAUUUAAUAGUUUAUUCUCUUACAGCAUUUCCAUACCAAAAGUUUCAAACUGAGACUGAUUAUUUUAUCCAUGGAUUCCAAUGUUGUCUGAUUCUGUACACCUCUGUCUGCUAUAGAUUGAUCUUUUGUUAUAAGUGACUCAUGUCUACAUUUAUAGCAGGUAUUUUGUUAAUGCUGGUAUCUUUUAUCAUGACUUUAUCACUGUUACAAAGAAUAACAGUUGUUUCAGUUGUCUUGUGGCAUGACCUAUCACAGGUGUUUUUUUUUUUUCCUCUCAGAAUCAUAUCCUUGGAUAGAUUUUCAUUUUAUAUGAUAAAGCAACAUAUUUUAAAGUAGGGCAUUUGAAAAAAAAAUUGAACAUUUCUCUUGGAAGUUCACCGUUAUACCUUAAAGGAAUAAAGAGAACAUGGAAUCAGAGUCAGGUUGAUUUGAUUCAGGUUAAUAUGGUGGGCUUUGAAUUUUUCUUUACUGUCAAAAAAUUAUUUUCUAUAGUUAAAAAAAAUCAGUUUUCUUUCAUCAUAGCCAGAAUAACAAGACUAAAAGGAAUGACCAAGGAAAUAAAGAAAGGAAAAUGGGAGAAGAUACACAGAAUGGUAUGACAUUCGUAUUCCUUUAAAAGGAGAAAUAUUGUACUUGAAUUUUUUGAGCUAUGCAGACUUUUACCUAGAUUGUUGUUUCUUUGAUUCUUAGGAGAAAAAAUUUUUUCCUAUUGAUCUGUAAGUACUUUAUAUUUUGUUUGGAAACAUCUUUUGUGUACACGAAAGAGUAGUUACUUACUUGUGAGCACUUAAAAUACUCAAUAGAACUAGACAAUGGGAAAGGUCACCUUUUAUAUCCAUCAGGUGUUAAGUAAGAAUAUAUGGGUUUGUGUAUAAAAUUAUAUUUUAUUUUAUAAAAAUAUUUUUAUAUAGCAAAGUUUAAAAGACUACCAAGUUAAAAGAUAACUUUCUCUAAUCCCUGUGUGUUUUCCCCCAAUUUAGUCUUUUCUAAACAAUGUUUAUCUCUCUGUUUUGGAAAAUAUUAUGUCCUGAGAAUCACAGAACUGUCCAAGGAUGUCUUAUGAAACAGGGAUGAUGAUAAGUCUUUAUUCUGCAUGUGGUUCAGUAAAUGAAUGAUGGUUCAGUUGAUAUUGAAAGUUGGUAUGCUUUUAUAUUGAUAUUUUUAGAAUGGGGAAAUACUAAACUUUUGGAGGGGUUUUUUUGUCGCUAGUUUUAUCACCAUGUUAGAUUGCUAAAUUCUACUUUGAUACAGAGUUUAAAUUUUGCUACUUCUCAAAAUCAGUUUGGAUUCUUGCUUUACCUUCCCAUCUUUUCAUUUCUCCUACACUAUAUGCUAUGUCUCAUAUAACAAAAUCUUUUCUUGAGUUUUAUUUCCCUAUGAGUGUGUGUGGGGUAAAGUAAGGGCUGUUG